AUGGAAGCAAAGACUUCGGACGUCAAAGAGAAUACCCUGUCAACAUCAAUUUUACCGACCGGAGCCAAGCAGCGCACUUCAGCUAUAGAUCCAGCUGCAUUAGAGCAACGAUUUGCUCUCUCGGAUGGCAAAUUACUCGACUUGUCAUCUCUCGAGCUUGUUGAAAUGCCGCCUCUUGAAGAUCUCAAUCGCAGGUUCCCACAUCUACGUCAUCUUAACAUUCGUCGAAAUGCCCUUCGGGUGCUUCCGGAAGGUCUAGCCCGCGCAUUUCCAGGGCUUGUCGUUUUGAAUGCCAGCGAAAAUGCACUCGAAUCUUUGUCUUAUGUUUCCAUUAGCGCUUUACGCAACCUGCAGCGUCUUAAUAUUGCGCACAAUUGCAUUCGAGAGGUUCCUGCUGGAUUGUUCAUAGAACUUGAUGUACUCGAGGAAUUUGACGCAAGGGGAAAUCUCAUUCAGCAGAUAACUUUCGAUGAUAGUAAUGGAGAAUUCACGGCUGCCAAAGUGAGCAACUUACAGGUAUUGUUGCUAGCAGACAAUCGACUGAAAAAGGUCGCUUUGUCAGUGGCAGAAUUUAUGCCAAAGUUACGAGCUGUAGAUCUAAGCGGAAAUCCUGACCUCACGGAUGUUCCCGAGAACAUACGACGGCUGCAUGGACGCUAUGUACUAUUUCGUUCGAGCGCCAAGCGACGUGAGCUUAUCACUCGAGCAUUAAAUGUUCGCAAGGCUGUCGCACUAGCUCAAGCUAAAAUCAAAUGCAAAUAA
Messenger RNA from Plasmopara halstedii, 762 nucleotides. Its product is annotated as FOG: Leucine rich repeat. Gene Ontology annotation, molecular function: protein binding. Bases 1 to 762 code for a protein of 253 amino acids. The record is from RefSeq and is a predicted model, not a curated record. NCBI's taxonomy places the organism in Eukaryota, Oomycota, Peronosporomycetes, Peronosporales, Peronosporaceae. The transcript has a single exon.